AAGGAGAAAUUCCUUGGGGUGAAAGUGGACAUGUUCGGCUGGAGCGCCUCGGGGAGCCGCCGGGGGUCGCUGUGCGCGGCUGUCCCGGGCGCCGGGAGCGGCUCGGCUGCAGGAAGGCGGCAGGAGGCGGCCAUGGUGCUGUCGGCCGUGCAGCAGGUGGUGGUCUCGGCCGUGCUGGUGCUCUGCGUCUUCGUCGUCAUGCCCAGGAUAUUCGGGGGAGGAGGCGGCGGGCGGCCGGGCCGGUCUCAGCGGGGCGGCAGGGCCGCUCCGGGCCACUACGAUCCCCGGCAGCACGGCAGAGGUAGUCCUCAGACAGUUUAUCAAGUUCAUCGGAAUCCAGGAAAUUCUGACAGUAAUAUUUACCAGAGUAUUCAACAGAUGAGAAAUGCAAUGGAAAAAGAGAUAAAAAGUGAGACAACAAGAGGAAAUGGUAGAGAGUUAGCAUUCACCCUCAUGCCGUUGUAUGCUCUUGGAGUGGGAAUGUUUGCAGCAUACAAACUUCUUAAGAUGAAGUCACAUGAAGAAAGUCACUCCAAAAAGGAAAAAAGUACAGAAGACAAGGCAAAGGAAACGGAGCAUCAGCUUUUAGAACUGGAGCAGCAUCUAGCACAGACAGAGAAAAUGUUAAAUUCUUUAUUGACUCAGUUGGAUCCACUUUCAAACUGUGUUAAUGCCUUAGCUUGUGAGCAGAAAGAUGAAAUAAUGACACAGCUCCAAUCAAUUAGACGACUGAUGAAAGAAAGUGGAUUGGAUAAAUCAGAAAACAAGAUGAAAGAUCUUGGCCACAUCUGUAAUGAGAAACUUGAAGAUCUCAUUCAGUCAUUUGCUGAACAUUCUCAAGAGAAAGAAAUAGACAACGGAGAAGAUGAUUGUUAUGAAGAUUUGCUUGAAGAUUAUAGUAAUGAUUACAAAAUAGAAGAGCAUGAAUUACAUGAUGAAUGUGAAAUACAUCAGUUGGAGCCAGAUAUCGUAGAAGACCAAGAAAUGAUAAACAAAGAUGCCACUGAAUCAGAAGUGAUGGGAAUGAGGAGACGCAAUAUAUAUGAAUGGAAUCUGCAUAUGUAAAACUUUAAAAGCUUUUGCAUUUUUUUAUAACGUUGUAUGCACUUUAAACUAUUUUAAAUCAACUUAACAUGCACUGCUAUAUGCUUUAAAAAGAGCGGUGAAAUACUGCCUGUGCUCAUAUCUAUGACAAUUCUGUAACUGACUUCAGUGGCAGCAGAAUUUUACUCAGGAUGUUUACAUACUUUUUUCUAUUUAUUUUUCCCUAUCAGAAUAUUUCUGUAAUCUGUAUAUAAUGCACUGUAAUUACAUCUGAUGCUUCACUGAAAUAUUAGAAUGUCUUCUAAUUGAGACUAUAAAGUAGAGAUGUUUCAUAAAUGUUUUAUAACUAGUAAGCAUGAUGCCACUUGAACUGUGACUUUCUUGAGUUCAUUAAAGAGCAUGCAGUGGUGAAUUUAGCUCUUUGUGGAAAACAUUUCUCUGGGGUGGUACGGAAAGCACUGUGGGUUAAGUCUUUGAGAUCAAUUCAUAGUUAAGUUUAUUUGGAGAGAGAAAUUUAGCUAUGGACACUAUGUAAAAAUAAUUAUAUCUGAGUUUGCAGUCUCCUAGGUAA
Neopelma chrysocephalum (saffron-crested tyrant-manakin) is the source of this 1615-nucleotide messenger RNA. RefSeq names its product coiled-coil domain containing 107 (gene CCDC107). Bases 31 to 1065 code for a protein of 344 amino acids. Lineage: Eukaryota; Metazoa; Chordata; Aves; Passeriformes; Pipridae. The record is from RefSeq and is a predicted model, not a curated record. Gene Ontology annotation, biological process: protein localization to cell surface; synaptic transmission, cholinergic. Gene Ontology annotation, cellular component: neuronal cell body; neuron projection; intracellular membrane-bounded organelle. The transcript is spliced from 6 exons.